Cyprinodon tularosa is the source of this 3760-nucleotide messenger RNA. Its product is annotated as GTPase IMAP family member 8. Gene Ontology annotation, molecular function: GTP binding. The transcript is spliced from 6 exons. The record is from RefSeq and is a predicted model, not a curated record. Bases 610 to 2091 code for a protein of 493 amino acids. Lineage: Eukaryota; Metazoa; Chordata; Actinopteri; Cyprinodontiformes; Cyprinodontidae.
CCCUCUCUCUGUCUAUCCUUCCUUCCAUCAGUCCUCCAACUGCAGUCUGCAUACAGGUCCAUUCUGCUACUGCUGCUGCUGCUGCUGCUGGGUGAUAGGAGUAAGUGGGAGGAACAUUUCCCCCUGCUUUGGCUGAGAAAAAAGGAAAAGAAAUGACGAGACAUCCUCUUAGAGCUGCAGAGGCAGGGUUACAUUUGGCAUCCAGUUUCCUGCAUUGCACAAUAUCUCCCGUAUACUUGGAGAGAUAAAAAAGGAGAGGAAAAGGAGAAGCUGUUGGACGAGAAAGGAAAAGGAUAAGGUGAGACACUAAAGAGGAGAGAAAAGAGGGGUACGGGGGUUACAGAGAUUAAGAAGGUGAGGGAGAAACAGCAGAUUGCAGGAGAGAUCUGAGAGAGGGAGGUGUGAGAAAAGAGUGGGAGUCAAGAACUUGAAGAUGGAGUGAGUAGGACUGCAGUAGAAUGAGGAAACGUAAAAUAGAAGCCGAGAAGAAGCUGAGUGCACGCCCCUUCGCUUUCUGAAGAAGCCAGAGGACAGCAAUCCACAGUGGAGGCGAGAAGGAGACGAAGGAGGGGGCCCGAGGAGGAGGAAGCCAGAGGUUCAACGCUUAAGAUGGCUGCUGUGUCCUCUGCCUCUGACACCGGGGACCACCGGGGUCGACACCCCCCUGAGCGUCGGCUGCUGAUCCUCGGUGGGCCCCGGUCGGGCAAGACCUCCUCCGCCAACACCAUCCUGGGAGACGAGAUGUUUGACGCCGGGAUAGAGACGACCCACAGCAACGUGGGUCAGAUGGAGAUCUACGGCCGACGGGUCACGGUCGUCGAUACUCCAUCUUGGGCCAUCCUGACGGAUCAUGAGGACGAUGAAGAAACCGACACAGACGACAAUGCCGGCGCAGAGUCUGACAGCCCCGCUCGGCCUCCUCCGAGCCUAGACAGCGAGGGCCCCUGCAUGGGGGCCAUCCUGUGCCCCCCUGGACCACACGCCAUCCUGCUGGUGGUGUCCAUCACCCAGCCCUUUGGGGACAGAGAGAGAAGAGCUGCAGACGACCAGCUGGGAGCUCUGGGCGGAGGGACCUGGAGGUACUGCAUGGUCCUCUUUACUGGAGUAGACCAGCUGCCCAAAGGCGUCUUCAUCGAGGAGCACAUAGCCAACACCGGAGAGGCCCUGCAGUGGCUGGUGGAGAGAUGUGGAAGCAGGUAUCAUGCCUUUGAUAACAACCUUAAAGAAUCAGAGGAGAACACCCAAGUACCUGAACUGAUGGAAAAGGUGGAGGAAAUAGUCACAGACAACCAAGGCUGGUACUUUGAGGUGAAUGAAUUGAUCUUGCUGGAGGAAGAGCAGGCCCGGAGAGCGCUGGAGGAGGAGAGGAUGAGGAUGGAGGAGCACGCCAGGCAGAGGGAGCAGAUGAUCGGAGGACCUCCCCGUGAGUUGAGGUUGCUGCUGCUGGGUUGGAAGGGCGUCGGGAAGAGCUCGGUGGGGAACUCUAUCCUGGGCCGUCGUUUCUUCGAGUCGGGUCAGGAGACGGAGCUGUGUCUGAGAAGGCAAGCGCUUGUGUGCGGCCGCCGGGUCACCAUUGUGGACACCCCGGGCUGGGACUGGUUUUCAGUUAGCAGGACCCCGAAGCGGAUCCGACAAGAGUCUCAGCGCGGGGCCGCCCUCCUCCGACCGGGGCCACACACCCUGCUGCUGGUCCUCCCAGUCGUCUCAUCCCUCACGGCCAGGAAGAGGAGGACCCUGCUGGCUCAUAUCGAGACUUUGUUCGGAGACAACGCGUGCCUCCACACCAUGGUGCUGUUCAGCUGCGGCGACUGGCUGGGACACACGCCCAUCGAGGAGCACAUCCUCCGGGGAGGAAGGGAGCUGCAGAGACUGCUGGAGUACUGUGGGAACUAUUACCACGUCCUGGACAGUAAGACGCCCGGCAAGGACAGGAGCGUGUCUCUCCUUCUGGACAGGAUAGAAGAGAUGAUCAGGGAGAACGGCGACAGGGCCUUCCUGCCCAUCCAGACAGAGUGGUUGAGCGAAGAGAGCUCCUACUCCUCAGACAACACCGAACCGGAGGACGACUGCCGGGGAUGCCAGCUGCAGUGACCAAGCGGCCCCGAUGUUGGCGGGGAGCGUUCCCUCCCGUUGUCUUCAGUAGACCCCAAACAUCACCUCAUGUAUCCCUCCACCUCAUCCCUCGGUAAUUCUGACGAGAUUCAGGGAAGAACAAGAAAUGGUUCAAGAACAAGAGUUGUGACACUCAGCUCUUUGUUAUAAAGACCAUACCCACUGUUCACUCAGCUCAGCAAAACUCGGCCUUUACUAACCCCACCUGAACACCAAUGGGAACAGACACUCUGCUGCUGUUAAAGAGACAUCUGUAAUAUCUAUUUUGAUUCUGAUUAAACCGCAGUGGGUGUGGGAUUCCUGAUAUGUGGAAGAGAAGAUGGUGCCUUCAUACUGUUGUCUCCGACUGCAGCGGGUGUACAAAGGUGAAGCAGAAACCGUGCUUCACAGGCGCAGCUUUCAUCAUGUCUGCUCCGCAUUCAUAUCCUGGAUAUUAAAAUUGCCUUCAUUAGAGUAUGAUUAGAGUCUGCUCAGGGAGUCAGGGGUUGAACUGAUCCCUUCAGGGGAAAACAGGACACAUUUAGAGAAAACGCAGAUCGACGCUGUUUGCCAAAAUGAAGGCGGGAGUCAUGUCACGAAUCCAUCAGGAGAAAUUCCUUGGGUUUAUAUGAAGCACUUAAAAAAUAGAAUUAAUGUAAAACAGAGUGCAUUCUGUUACACCGUUCCUUAGCCUUCUUUCUCAAGGAGAACAAAAGAGUGGAGGGAAACCUGCAGCCAAAACCAUGCAGCCUCAGAUCCCAGCGGAGCAGCAUAGGCCGUCAUGCAUCCAGCGCAAAUAUCGACCAGGUAGAUUCAUCUCCGUGCCUCAGCAUCAAAGCGUGAGGGAGCCAACCAAGCGGCUGUAUCCUUAAAAAUGCUACGACAAGCUUUCGCAUGCUACACAAACUAAAUAACCUCAUGAACCAUUCAGAGCUUUUACUACCUGCUAACCUUUUUCUACAUUCACCACACAUCAGUCCCUUACAUGCUUGGUGGUGAUUCUUCCUUUUUUUGUUUGUUUUUUUGAUGACCUUAAGUAAUAUUUAAAUGUAUAUUGAGCUGUCGGCGGCAUGUAAAGACACCGCAUGCGAACAAAGAGUGCCUAAAGAGUCGAAGGCAACCUCACUUCUUAUUCUUCUUACUCUUGUCGUGACUGUUUUCUGGCCCUUCCACCUCAUCUUUCACUAAUGUGAGAGAACGUGGAAGAGGGAGGGGAAGGAAGUUAACAGACAUAGAGGUAGACGCCUGUUCAGAAAGUGACGGACACCACUGCCAGGCAGCCGAAUCUCCUUUUUCUAUACAUGACGUGAAGAACAAAAGACCCCCCCCCCCUUCCUGCCAGCCUAGCCCUGUCUGUGUUUCACUGACUCCUGCGCUUCUCUUAGUGACGUAGGCUACAGCAGCACUUAUUGUGACGAGCAUGCCUUUAAACCUACCAGGAUGUGGCAAAACUCUCACUGUGAGUCUUGCUUUACUUGUGAACAUGUGUAUAAUUGCAAUGUGAAAAUAUGUGAAAGCUUAAGCUUAUAGCAAAGCAUUUUGCACUGUGUAAGUUCUACCACCUUACUGCAGCCAAAGUGACGUUACUGACUGUGGUAAAUCUUGUAUCGCCAUCAGAACUUUGUUCAUCCUCUGACAACAAUAAAAGGUUCUAAUAUAUUGCUGGGUA